This is a messenger RNA of Ramularia collo-cygni, 3753 nucleotides long. Its product is annotated as related to sterol glucosyltransferase. Bases 1 to 3753 code for a protein of 1250 amino acids. Gene Ontology annotation, biological process: carbohydrate metabolic process. Gene Ontology annotation, molecular function: UDP-glycosyltransferase activity; hexosyltransferase activity. The record is from RefSeq and is a predicted model, not a curated record. The transcript is spliced from 2 exons. NCBI's taxonomy places the organism in Eukaryota, Fungi, Ascomycota, Dothideomycetes, Mycosphaerellales, Mycosphaerellaceae.
AUGUCGGACCAGAAGCGGCCAGUGGAAGGCGGAGGACAAUCACAACUCCCAGUCCCGCAGGUAAUGCUUGAUCAAGCACAGGCGGCAGUGGCAGGGGAACACGACACCAGCGGAACGAGCGAAGCAGAGAGACGGCACAUGGGAGAGGAUGUGAGCUUACCUCAACUGCAGCCCACAAAUACCACACAGACAGAGGAGGAUAUACCUCCACCGCCGUAUGGAGAGGCAUAUGGAGAACUACGCCAGGAACAAGAUGGAUUUGGUACAUCRGCCAGCGUUGGAGAUGAUGGACGAGUCAACAUUCGAAUCGACCAGAGCACGCAGCGUCUAUCACAGUUGCUGGUGCCUAGCCUGAAGCAAUUGCAAGAAGCAGCAGCGUAUGAUGGACCGCCACCGCCUGCGUACAUCCCGCCAUCGCUGGGUGGUGAAGAGGGUGUGGCUCCACCACCUCCGAUGAACGUUGUCAUCCAGGUCGUUGGAUCGAGAGGUGACGUGCAGCCCUUUGUAGCUCUCGGAAAGGUGUUGAAAGAUACCUACGGCCAUCGCGUCAGACUGGCAACACAUCCCAACUUUAACGAAUUCGUCACGGAGAAUGGACUGGAGUUCUUUAACAUUGGAGGAGAUCCACAAGCUUUGAUGGCUUUCAUGGUAAAAAAUCCAGGACUGAUGCCAGGAUUCGAUGCUCUCCGAGCUGGUGAUGUAGGCUCACGGCGGAAGGAAGUCAACGAAUACCUUCAGGGCUGCUGGCGAUCGUGUUUCGAGACUGGAAAUGGUACGGGUAUGGCUGCAACUGACACGAGCAUCGAAGACUGGACGACCCAGGGUCCUGGACAGCGAGACCACCUCCACAAGCCAUUCGUUGCRGACUGCAUCAUCGCAAACCCUCCCAGCUUUGCCCAUAUCCAUUGCGCGGAAAAGCUGGGCAUUCCUUUGCACAUCAUGUUCACCAUGCCUUACUCACCCACACAAGCAUUUCCUCACCCUCUGGCCAACAUCCAAUCAUCGAAUGCGGAUGCCAAUCUAACCAACUACAUAUCCUAUGUACUGAUUGACAUGCUCACCUGGCAAGGUCUCGGAGACAUCAUCAAUCGAUGGCGCCAGAGAAGUCUUGGGCUGGAGCAGAUCAGUCUGACCGGAGGUCCUGGAAUGCUGCAGCGAUGCAAGAUUCCGCACACUUACUGCUGGUCACCGGCACUCAUUUCGAAGCCCAAUGAUUGGGGUGCAAACAUCAACAUAUCUGGAUUCUUCUUCCUGGAUCUGGCAUCAAAUUACACUCCUGAACCUGAUUUGAAGGCAUUUUUGGACGCCGGCCCGCCCCCGGUCUAUAUUGGAUUUGGGUCUAUUGUGCUGGACGAUCCCACCGCAAUGACUAAGCUCAUAUUCGAUGCGGUGAAGCAGAGCGGACAGCGAGCUCUUGUUUCCAAAGGAUGGGGCGGUGUUGGAGCCGAUGAGCUUGGGAAGCCCGAAGACGUCUUCAUGCUUGGAAAUGUUCCUCAUGACUGGCUGUUCAAGCACGUUUCCUGCGUCGUCCACCACGGGGGCGCAGGCACAACUGCAGCUGGUAUAACAGCCGGUAGACCGACUCUCGUCGUGCCGUUCUUURGCGAUCAACCCUUUUGGGGUGCCAUGGUCGCCAGAGCCGGAGCCGGUCCUGACCCUAUCCCGAACAAAGAGUUGACGGCCGAGAAUCUUGCUGAGGGCAUCAAAAAAUGUCUGGAGCCAAAAACUCUUGAGCAAGCUGCUGAGAUGGCUGCAAGCAUUGCAACUGAGCGAGGAAGCGAUCUCGGCGCGCAAAGUUUCCAUCAAUUCCUUGAUGUGGACAAAAUGAGAUGUUCUCUUGCGCCUUCACGACCAGCUGUCUGGACGAUCAAGCGCACUCAAGCCCGACUCAGUGCCAUGGCAGCAUGCACUCUAUCUCAAGAAGGACUACUCGAUUUCAACACGCUCAAGCUUUUCCGCCCCAGAGAUUACGAAGUCGAUGAUGGCCCUUGGGAUCCAAUCACUGGCGGUGCAUCUGCGUUGGUAGGAACCAUGAGCGGCAUGAUGUUGAGUGUUGCAGAUCUUCCUGUACCGACGCUGAAGGCGCUGAAAAUUCACCCGGAUGCUCAGAAGGCCUCAAAAGCGAAGAAGGCUGCGAACAAAGACGCCUCUGGAGGUUCCUUGAAAUCUCGCAGCACAGGGCUGUCAGAAGGUGAAUCUCCAUCGAUGACCCCUCGUACAAUGAGCGAUGCGACAUUGCCAGGCGGCGACAAGACCGCGUCGCCUGCAUCGAGCCGAACGGGAUCAACCUUUAAUCUGCAGGAUUCGCUCUCCAAACUCAAUGCUGGGCCACUCUCCCCAAAGUCCGAGAGCUCGCCCUCUACUAGCCAGGGCGGAAGCCAGCCACCAUCCAAGAAGGGCWCCUUCAACGGGAAGCAGAUGUUUGAAACAGCGUCAGACACUUCUCAGGGUGUUAGUCGAAUCAUCGGUGCUGGACUAAAGUCACCGAUGGACUUUACACUUGGCCUCGCAAAAGGCUUCCACAACGCCCCGAAGCUCUAUGGCGACGACACCGUGCGCAAGGGAGAGAAGGUGACUGACCUCAGAYCUGGUAUCAAGGCGGCUACCAAAGAGUUUGGCUUUGGUAUGUACGACGGAAUCUCAGGUCUUGUCACACAACCCAUGAAGGGAGCGCAGAAGGAGGGAGCUGCAGGUUUCUUCAAAGGAAUCGGCAAGGGUAUCGGAGGGGUCGUUCUCAAGCCUGGUGCGGCCAUUUAUGGUAUUCCAGGAUACACCAUGCAAGGAGUAUACAAGGAAAUCCAGAAGCAAUUCGGGUCGACGGUGCAAAACUACAUCAUAUCUGCGCGAACAGCCCAGGGAUUUGACGAGUAUCAAAAGUCCAGUCUGGAGGAGCGCCAAGAUAUCAUUAUGCGGUGGACUGUGCUGCAGAACAAUAUGAAGAAGAAGCGCAAUCCAGAUGAGAUGGUCAGGGAGAUUCUCGCAGAGCAGAUGCGGAAGAAGGAAGCGUGGCUAGGCUCGAGGAAGGCGAGAGAUGAGAAGGCUCCUAUCAAAGGUGGCGCUUCCGGUGUCACUGUGGAUGUUGCAGGACGUCCCCAGAACACGACGCCUGGGCAAGUUCACAUCUCCCUUGACGCUGAGACCGCRGAUCAACUGGCGAUUAAUGAAGCCAUCAGGCAGUCUGUGCAACAAACAUCUGAGGGAGAUGCYGCAAGGGACGCAGAGGUAGAGCAAGCCAUCAUCGCAAGCAUGGCUGAAGUGCAGCGGAACCGGGCAGCUCGUGGAGAUCACAUGGACGAUCCCGAGAUGAAGCAGGCCAUGGAGCAGAGUGCUGCCGAUGCCGAACGUCAUGAACACGAGAGGAAGCUUUACGAUUCCGAGCUCGAGCGUGCCCUCGCGCAUAGUCUGCGGGAGCAACGAGGUUGGGAUGAUGCUAGCGAGGUUGAAAACAGCCCCCCAAUGUCUCUACAGACGCUACCCGAUCAGCCAGAUCAGCCUCCUGCUUAUGAUCCUGGUCAUCUUGCGGGUACAACGCAGGAGGAGUUUGAAAGUCAACAGGGCGCUGGGGAGAAGACACAGCAGGAGAAGACCGAAGAGGAAAUCGUGAUGGAGUAUGUUAAGAAACAGAGUCUUUUGGAGCAGGCGAGUAGGCAAAAGGUUAGUGCUGGAAGAGCGCCGCCAGCUGACGAGGACGAUGAUGAGGAGUUGCAACAAGCGUUGAAGAUUUCGAUGCAGGAUAACUCUGGCGCGAAGUAG